AAAGGUUUCAAGGUGUCCCAGCCAGUCUUGAAUUUUAGCACUAAUUGGACUAGGUAUGCCGCCCCGCCACAUGCAGCACAUGACUAUGACAGCAUUUUAUGAUCUCUAUGUGCUGUGGUGCAAGGGAAACCACCAUGAAGAUGAUGUGGCCAAAAUGGGAUGCUUUUCUCAGAUCUAUGAUCAGUGGAAGCAGUUGCUCCAAUUUCGUGAAGUUUCUCAACAUGUGUCCUUACAGCAUGAGCGGGACCAACUUGAGCAAGCACAAUCUAUUCAUGUGCGGAACACCCGCAUGUACAGGACUACACAAACACGAUUGAACUCGCUGUCAGAGCAAUCUGUGCAGCAGGGCUCUUCUGAUUGUUGUGUGCUGAAGUUGGAUAUAGUUGUGGAGUGCUACUUUGUCUUGGAGCCUGAUGUCCCCAAAGACAGCUCUACAGAGGUGACUUGCAUCAUGAAGGCACUGGACCAUGCGGCAGCAAUACUCAAGAGCAGAGGAUGUCCUAUGCCGCCCCAUCUCAUCAUUGAGGACUUUGUUGAUAUCAUCAAAGCAAAGGUCCAUCCAGUGCGCAAUCGAGAGUUGAGGGCUGAAGUGCUCUUUGGGAGCUUGGACAUCAAGUCUUACUAUGACCAGCUGGGCCUCUAU
Molecule: messenger RNA, 643 nt
Organism: Durusdinium trenchii
Lineage: Eukaryota; Dinophyceae; Suessiales; Symbiodiniaceae
Source: the annotation of a GenBank genome assembly